AUGCUAUGGAUCCAUAACGUCGAGACCGGUAAUACCGUGUUGUCACGGCAGCUGUCCAGCAGUCCGGUCCUGCAGCUCCGGAAGGUCAAGACCAAGGUUCCGACCAUCUCAAAGAAAGCGGCUGCCGCGAAAGCUCGUAGGAAGGAGGCUCUCAAGAAGAAGAGGAACAUCUACGAGCAUGAGAAGAUGCCCUUAACGGAGGCCAUUAACGUCCUGCGAGCGGUUGAAGUGGCCAGACCAAAUGCAACCUACGAGCUCAUAGUCAAGACCGAGAUGAAGCAAGGCACUGCCAUUCCGAAGGGGCGUAUCAAUUUACCCCGGGAGGCGAAGCAGAAAGCUCGCGACAAGAUUCUUGUCUUUGCGGAGGGGAGGCAGGCGGACGAAGCCAAGAAAGCAGGUGCUGACAUCGUGGGCGGUCCGGAGCUGAUCGAGGGUGUCAUAAAUGGUCGUCAUCAAGCCACCAUCUUUCUCUGUACGCCGAACCUCAUCCGCACGAUUACGCCAAAGCUGGGUCGUGUCCUUGGUCCUAGAGGUUUAAUGCCGUCAGAGCGUCGCGGCACUGUCACGGAUGAUAUAGCUGGGUACAUCCGGAGACUCCAAGGGAGUGACGAAUGGAAGGGCGACAAGGCUGGCACCAUUCGCACACCCAUCGCAAAGCUACAAUGGCCCAUAGACGACGUUAUCAAGAACGUUCGACACUUCAUCACAACUGUGAAGCGGGCGACGGGCAUUCAGAAGGACGACGCAGAGUCUAAGAAGGGCAAUAAGCCCUCGACCUCAAUAACGAAGGUCGUCCUCAGUUCUAACCAAGGACCUGGCAUACAGAUAGCAGAUGUAUAA
This is a messenger RNA of Gloeophyllum trabeum ATCC 11539, 840 nucleotides long. RefSeq lists its product as uncharacterized. Lineage: Eukaryota; Fungi; Basidiomycota; Agaricomycetes; Gloeophyllales; Gloeophyllaceae. Gene Ontology annotation, biological process: translation. The transcript is spliced from 5 exons. Gene Ontology annotation, molecular function: RNA binding; structural constituent of ribosome. Gene Ontology annotation, cellular component: large ribosomal subunit. Bases 1 to 840 code for a protein of 279 amino acids. The record is from RefSeq and is a predicted model, not a curated record.